AGAGACGAUAAUCUCAGUACUCAGUAGCGCGCAUGGUCAUUUAACGUCUUUGGAUUAAGGGUGGGUCUGUUCUUUUGCAGGAGGGGUCGUGUAAAUGAAUCUAAAUAUAACAAACAAAAAAUAUUGUAAUAUCCACACAAAGAUUUUGCUUAUGCAUUUUACUUGUGAAGAUUAAUAUUGUGGGUAAAAGUGUUGAUAUUAUAUUCUUGUGUUCGAUGCUUAUUGACAGCGUAACGGUGACGAAAACUUCUUGGUGGAUGGAGUUCUCUACGAUUCGUUCUAUCUUUCCCUAAUUUCCAGGUCCCCCCCUCGACCCGAUUCCCCAUAAAGAUUCAAUCCCCUAUACAUUCUAGUCGCUCCCGUUCAUGGCUGCGUGCCGGGGUGGGGGAAAACAAGCUGUAUAACGACGUAAAAUUCGAAGCUUGUAUGCAGGAAUAUGUCAAGUUUAAAAAUCGUGUUGGUAAUGCACUUGCUUGCCCUACCCUUGAGAACGAUGGACUCUGAGCAAAGAAAUCAGCAGGUAUAUCAACACUAAACAAAAAGCUAAAGAAUGAAUGCCUGCUGCACUCACGCUGCCGACACAGAACAAGCAGAUUUAACAUUUAUGCAAAUAGUGUGUGAGUAGCAUACUCACGCCACACUCAGACGUAUAUAUCCAUUUUCGCACAUGGCAGCCAUGAAGCAUGGCAAGACAAGUCAAGACGACGUAUGCUAUGUUGUCGCCAAAUACGACUAUGGAGCACAAGGUGCUCAGGAGUUAGAUUUACGGAAAAAUGAACGGUACUUGCUUCUUGAUGAUUCAAAACACUGGUGGAGAGUACAAAGUGCAAGAGGACAAGCUGGCUAUGUGCCAAGUAACUAUGUCAAGAAAGAAAAGCCAUCUCUUUUUGACAGUAUUAAAAAGAAAGUCAAAAAGGGCUCUGGCUCAAAAACUCUACCAUCCAGUAAUUCACCAUCCAGAGCCGUAGAAUCUCCUAUUAUGGCUAGGCGUUUACCUGCUGAUCCAAGUGAAGCAAUAGGUACAGCAGUUGUCAAGUACAAUUACCAAGCACAACAAGCAGAUGAAUUGUCACUCGUCAAAGGCACUAGAAUCUUAAUAUUAGAAAAAAGUAAUGAUGGUUGGUGGAGGGGUCAAAGUGGUACACAAGCAGGAUGGUUUCCAUCAAAUUAUACUCAUGAAGAAGGAGAUGCAGAUGAUACUCUUCAUACGUAUGCAAUGGCAGAAAAUGUUCUUGAUAUUGUUGUUGCGCUUUAUUCAUUUUCUUCCAACAAUGAUCAAGAAUUAUCUUUUGAGAAAGGUGAUCGUUUGGAAAUCCUUGACCGUCCACCAGCAGAUCCUGAAUGGUAUAAAGCACGAAACAGUCAAGGUCAAAUAGGUCUAGUGCCACGUAAUUAUCUUCAAGAAUUGAGUGAAUAUUUGACACAACCAUAUCGUGAGAGAGGAAUGACAAGUAGUGAGAUUAGUACAGGAGACUCCCUUGAAAGAAGGCCAGAUCCUGGUGACAGACCACAUCUUGUUGGAAAACCUUGGUACUAUGGUAGCAUUUCACGUUCGCAAUGUGACACGUUAUUGAAUCAACAUGGUCAUGAUGGUGAUUUUUUAAUUAGAGAUAGUGAAACUAAUGUGGGAGAUUAUUCAGUAUCUUUAAAAGCUCCAGGACGUAACAAACACUUUAGGGUACAUGUGGAAGGAGCAUUAUAUUGUAUUGGUCAAAGAAAAUUCCAUACACUAGACCAAUUAGUAGACCAUUAUCAACGAGCGCCUAUUUAUACUAACAAGCAGGGUGAGAAAUUGUAUUUGGUGCGCCCAUUGCCAAAAGGCAACCCCAGUAGUAAUGGUUGCUAGGUAAAUUCGUGCCAUGAAAAAGCGGUCCAUGCGCUUUCUAAUGUAUCUUUAAGAUACGCAAUGCCUGCCUAGUAAUAUCAAUAUUACACAUCUCGUAUGUUUAUACAUAACAAUUAAUAUAAUUGGUGAACUCGUAUAUUAGUGUUUCUUGAUUGUUUGUCCAUUUACACUGAUAAAUAAUUUAUUACUCUAAGUAAUUACCACCAACAGUUCUUAUCAUUCAUUGGAGCUUCCAUACUAUUUAGCAAACAAAGCUAAGAGAAACGAAACAUUUGUACGGCAGCUAUAUGACAAUUGACUAGUUGAUACAAGGCUUCUCUUUAUAUCCAUAUGUAAUUGUAAAACACGACCGAUCAUGUUAUUACAAUUAAUAAUAUAUUUACAACUACACGUAAUGUAGACUGCAAAUAUAAUGAUCAAAUAACGGUUAAUUAUCAUGCAACUAUGACCGGUUAAGUGGAUCUCUACUCUGAAUCUAUUGGUAUUGAAUUAUGACAAAGACUAAGUGUUCAUUUGUGAUUUUGUAUUUAUUAGAAAUUUUUAAGUAAAUAAACUAUAUUUAAGUGUGCAUCAGGUAAAA
Molecule: messenger RNA, 2426 nt
Organism: Bombus pascuorum
Lineage: Eukaryota; Metazoa; Arthropoda; Insecta; Hymenoptera; Apidae
Gene: dock
Product: cytoplasmic protein NCK1
Exons: 4
Coding region: 668-1846 (392 amino acids)
Molecular function (GO): protein binding
Source: RefSeq, a predicted model, not a curated record